Molecule: messenger RNA, 1295 nt
Organism: Drosophila subobscura
Lineage: Eukaryota; Metazoa; Arthropoda; Insecta; Diptera; Drosophilidae
Gene: Vha16-1
Product: V-type proton ATPase 16 kDa proteolipid subunit
Exons: 4
Coding region: 184-663 (159 amino acids)
Biological process (GO): proton transmembrane transport
Cellular component (GO): proton-transporting V-type ATPase, V0 domain
Molecular function (GO): proton-transporting ATPase activity, rotational mechanism
Source: RefSeq, a predicted model, not a curated record
CCCCCGUGACUAAAGUUUAUAAAAGCCAAGAAAAAUAUCUCGUUGGAGUUCAGUGCCGUUAUCCGCAACAAAGCGUUAGUCGCCAAGCAGCCAGCAGCAACCCGAAAGAGGCCAGCCACAGAGCAGCACAUUGCUUUUAAUUAGAUUUCUAAUCACCCUAAAACAAACACAAAACAAAGCAAAAUGUCUUCGGAAGUGUCCAGCGAUAACCCCAUCUAUGGCCCCUUCUUCGGUGUUAUGGGCGCAGCCUCCGCCAUCAUCUUUUCGGCUCUCGGCGCUGCUUAUGGCACUGCCAAGUCUGGUACCGGUAUUGCUGCCAUGUCGGUGAUGCGUCCUGAACUGAUCAUGAAAUCCAUCAUUCCUGUUGUCAUGGCGGGUAUCAUUGCCAUUUACGGCCUGGUCGUGGCUGUGCUGAUUGCCGGCGCGCUGGAAGAACCCUCAAAGUACACACUCUUCAGAGGGUUUAUACACUUGGGAGCCGGUCUGUCGGUGGGUUUCUCCGGCCUGGCAGCUGGAUUUGCGAUCGGCAUCGUGGGAGAUGCUGGUGUCCGUGGUACAGCACAGCAGCCCAGAUUGUUCGUCGGCAUGAUCCUGAUUCUCAUCUUCGCCGAAGUGUUGGGUCUCUACGGUCUGAUCGUGGCCAUCUACCUGUACACGAAAUAAAUCAAUCAAUUCAACCACACAACAACAACAGCAAAUAGACAAACAGCACCAGCAGUCUGCGCGGCAACACCAGCAGCCGCGGGAGGAUCGGCAGGUAACAUCAAUCGUAACAUCAGUCCCACAGCAGCGCGCGUGCGGUGGCUGUUCCGGCGGCGACCGUUUGUAUAUAGCAACAAGAUUCAACGGAUCGGAAUAAAGUUCGUCGGCCGAGAAUGGCAAGAGUACCGCCGCGUGUUGCACCCACGGGACAGUGCCUGCCCGAUCCACUAUGGGUUGCUGGCGUCUGAUUUAGCUUAGUUAUUUUCCGUUCAAAUUCAACCUUUAACAAGGAAAACAAUCUGCAGUUAAGUUCGUAAAGUUGUAAUAAUUAUGAGUUUUGCUAUAUCAAGAAAUUCUCCUCUUUUUAUCUUAUUAUUUUGCGCUCCACAUUUGUGUGCUCUUUGUUAUUUGUUUUUUCCAUUAUUAUUAUUAAAUAAUGUUUAGUGUAUAUGUAAAGUUCGUUAAACAAAAGAAAACUGUAAAGAAUCAACCAACAAUUGUCAAAAGAAACCUGUACAUUUGCAAGUGGCUUGCGGCCUGUGGCCACGCGGCCGCACCAGAUGAACAAAAUUAGCGAAAGGGCCCCGCAAGAA